Messenger RNA from Aspergillus pseudotamarii, 2649 nucleotides. RefSeq names its product organic solute transporter Ostalpha-domain-containing protein. The transcript has 6 exons. The record is from RefSeq and is a predicted model, not a curated record. Gene Ontology annotation, molecular function: transporter activity. The coding region runs from base 607 to 2211 and encodes 534 amino acids. Gene Ontology annotation, biological process: transport. NCBI's taxonomy places the organism in Eukaryota, Fungi, Ascomycota, Eurotiomycetes, Eurotiales, Aspergillaceae.
AAAAGCUUAGCGUUUCUUGUGCCUGCUGGCCCUCAUUCUUGAUUGGGAGCCAAUCCUUCAAAUCCUGAGGCGCAGCGCAUACCAAAAUAAGUUCUUGGGAAUGAUCACCGCCACGAUGAAAUGCUCCACAACGUUUUGAGGGCCAAAAAUGAGGGCCAACAUGGACAACUAUUUUCGGAGAGCCAAGUGAUCAGCCUUGUGGACAGUCUUCUUUGUUUUCUGCCUAUAGAUUAGUUCCUGCCGAUCCCUCAAUAAUUUUUUCUUUUUCGUUGUCGUGCGUUGCUCUUUCCUUCUCUCUUCACCACCUGAAUCAGAUCACCGAUGCGAUAUCCUUGUAAUUAUUUCAGGGACAUUGUGGAGACACAGAAACCCCCGUUGACGUCGCGAAACCGACAAAGAAGAAAGAAAGUACCUCAAGGUGGUUCCCAGGGGGCCGGCCUCUUCGGAACCAAACCGGCGGAUAAGAUAGCGCUGCCUGCUGCCCGCGGAUAAACAUCUCAAAAAGUAUUUACUCGUUCUAAUCACACUUUCUCACCACCUUUUGCUUCCUCAACCAACCGAGGCCUGUACUUAGUUUCAUUACAGGUCUCGUGAUCUGGAGCUAAAAUGGGCUGGCCAGUGUGUAACACGACACUGGAAGAGGGGACCAUUGUGGAGGAAGAUUUGUGGAAUGGCGGCAUUACCUUCCACCAACUCUGCGAGAUUGUUGGCGGCGUGUUCGCGCUCAUAGCCGCAGGGGUCUCCUUUUUCCUGAUUAUGUGCCAUGCCACGCAUUACAGCAAACCCAUUGAACAACGACAUAUUAUUCGAAUCCUCUUCAUGGUUCCGGUUUAUUCCCUCGUCGCAUGGCUCAGCAUCUAUUUCUACAGAAACUCGGUUUACUUCUCCGUGAUCGGCGAUUGCUACGAAGCGUUCGCAAUAUCUGCUUUCUUCGCCCUGCUCUGCCAUUACAUUGCGCCAGACUUGCGGAGUCAGAAGGAAUAUUUUCGCGGAAUUGACCCAAAGCCAUGGGUCUGGCCACUAACGUGGUUUCAAAAGUGUUGCGGAGGGGAACGAGGGGUAUGGAGGAUACCACGAAGCGGAUUGACUUGGUUUAAUAUCGUUUGGGUGUCUGUCUUUCAGUACUGUCUACUGCGUGUGCUCAUGACUAUCGUCGCGGUCAUCACGCAGCAUUUCGGUGUGUACUGCGAGGAAUCACUUAAUCCAGCCUUUUCUCACAUCUGGGUCAUGGCCGUCGAGUGUAUUGCCGUCACUAUUGCAAUGUACUGCCUGAUUCAGUUUUAUAUCCAGAUCAAAGAUGACAUUAGCCAGUACAGCCCCUUCUUGAAGAUUCUUUCGAUCAAGCUCGUGAUUUUCCUCUCUUUCUGGCAAAGCAUAUGUAUUAGCUUCCUAUUCUCCGCGGGAGCGAUCAAAGCCACAAAAACAAUAGCAGAACAGGAUCUGAAGGUGGGGCUUCCCAAGUUGCUUAUCUCUAUUGAAAUGGCUAUAUUUGCCGUCCUGCACCUAUGGGCCUUCUCGUGGAAGCCCUACUCGAUCGGAAACACUGCAGUCGAGGUGACCGACUUCUACGGAAAUGGCAAAGCAACCUACCAAGGUGGGCGUUGGGGCAUGAAGGCCCUUAUCGAUUGUCUUAAUCCUUGGGACCUCGUGAAGGCUAUUAGCCGCAGCAUACGCUGGCUUUUUGUAGGCCGGAAAAAGCGAAUGCUCGACCCUAGCUAUCGAACCCACGACGAAGCGAUUGGCCUUGACGGUGCUGGUGAAACCAAUGCGACAGCCUACCAAGGCGCGGGUGCAAUGAUGAGUAGUGGGCGACCAGGGCGCUAUACUCCCAAUGAGGAAGGGGAGGAUCUCCUUUCAAAUGCACAGCCGAAUCCAACAGCACAACCUGAAGGCGAUCUGGGAUUGAAUCCUCCAUCCUACGACGAUGUUGAUCAUGGCCACUACUACCCGUCUCACAACAGAUUGAGCAGCUCGGCCUUACUGGAUCCAGCGACCCACUCACCACGGCCGUACUCGCCGUAUGAUAACCCUUUCAACAACCCUUAUAUUGUUCCAUCCGACUCGGAAUCCGACCAUCACCACACGAGCCCUACAGCUUAUCACAACGCUCCUUACCCGCCGGAUGCCCUACAGGAACAACCGCCGAUGCCUAUACCUGAAUCGUAUCACCCUCCGUCCCAGGGUGGGGGCAGGACAACUCGGGAUGUCUAGCCAACCGUAGGCCUUUGAGCGCAGUGCAGCACUAAGUUCCAGCUUGAGCGCUCUAUGUUGAUCUCAUAUCAUGUGUAAUGAAGUCACAUGUUUGGCGUUGAUUCCAUGCAUGGCUUGCUUUAUGUUCAGAAUACCCCCCAUAUAUGUUUUACCAUUUGCUUCAUUUCUAUGCAUGGUCAUGGGACGAAGUCUUGAGACUAUGGCCUUUUGGGCUUUUUUUUUCUUUUUUGUAUAUGAUACUCUUUGACUUCAGGAUUCAAUUGUACAUGAUUAUAUCUAAAUACCCUCGGGAUAUAAUGGAGACGAGUCUAAUAGACAGACCCCACUAUCUUUCAUGCUAACCUCUACAUUUCGGAAGACAAGUUACAGGAGUCAAGAUAACAACCUCGUGAGAUAUUGUCUUCAUUCCUCAUGAUAAGCUGUUCUAAUAAGACCAAA